AUGAACCCCCGAGCCUCCCUGUUUGCCCUUGCAUUAUACUUGUUCCAACUCUGUAUAGCCAAACAGUCAAAACUUGCCUCUCAGGCAAGUACAUACACCAAUCCUAUCCUGGAUGGCGUCGGUGCGGAUCCAUGGGUCGUCCACCAUGGCGACAGUUACUAUAUGACAUAUACCACCCACGACAACAUUACUAUCCUACGCAGCAAUACUCUAACUGACUGGCACGAUGCCGAAACCAAACUCGCAUUCUCCCCUCCUCCUGAUACCGAGUACUCAUACUCGCUCUGGGCACCUGAGCUUCACUUCUUCGACGAGCUCGACCGGUGGUACAUCAUCUUCACCGCAGACGUGGACCCAGACCAUCCGUCCCCCAUACAAGAUAUGCUCUGCGACUUCACGUGCCCAGCUGUCAACCAUCGCAUGUUCGUCCUCGAAUCCACUGGCUCGGACCCCUGGACGUCAAAUUACACUUUCAAAUCCCAGCUCGACACCUUCGACCAAUUUGCCAUUGACGGGACGUAUUUCAUUCACUCCACAGGGCUAUACCACAUCUACUCGUGCUGGCACGACAAGUACAUAUCGUGGCCGGCUAUGCUAUGCAUCACCCGCAUGACCAACCCAUGGACUGUGUCUUCUACAAUAUCAGAACGCCAGAUUAUCUCCCGACCAGAUCAGCCUUGGGAAAAGACUCCAUACGGCCGCACCGUCAAUGAUCGCCUGUCUUCCAACGAAGGACCACAGCAGCUCACCAAUGCACACACCGGUCAACAAUUCCUCAUCUAUUCGGCCGCUCGCAGUGACAAUCGCAACUACUGUCUGGGCCAGUUGGAACUGACAGGUCAAGAUCCCAUGGAUCCUGCGGCAUGGACGAAAUUCACACGUGGCUGCGUCUUUGAAGAGAACCCUGCUGCACAGGUCUACGGAGUCGGCCAUGCUAGCUUCACCACCAGCCCUGACGAUAAGGAGAACUGGAUUAUUUAUCAUGGCAUGCACGACUUUGAAAAGGGUUGGGAUGCGAGGUCGAUACGAACUCAGCACUUUACUUGGAAUAAGGAUGGAAGUCCACGUUUCCCUAAGCCAGCCGUUGGGCCAUUUGCCUUUCCCAGCGGACAAGAUGGAACUAGUGGUGAUGGUAGUGGUAGUGCUGGACCAAGGGCGAUGGGUCGACGUGAACGUUUGGGUUCCACGGGUUUACAAAAGGGGCUUUCGUUGUUGGACGACAUCUUGUCAGAGAAGAUUGAGUGGUUAUAUAGCAAAAUACGUGCUGGCGUGUAA
Molecule: messenger RNA, 1275 nt
Organism: Exophiala mesophila
Lineage: Eukaryota; Fungi; Ascomycota; Eurotiomycetes; Chaetothyriales; Herpotrichiellaceae
Exons: 3
Coding region: 1-1275 (424 amino acids)
Biological process (GO): carbohydrate metabolic process
Molecular function (GO): hydrolase activity, hydrolyzing O-glycosyl compounds
Source: RefSeq, a predicted model, not a curated record